AGCACGUGUAGAUAGAUUCUAGUAUUCUACCUUGCGGAGAGGUGCAGUUGAGCGUCUGCUGGGAUCAAUCAGACGACCCCCUGUUCAGCAAGGCAUCAACGUGGGCGUUUGCGCAGUACAGGGCGUGGGAGGACCCGCAGAUCUCAAACCUACCUGCCUUAUUUCGUCCAUGUUCCGUUUCGGAUGAAGCUUGACCGAGCUGGCUAGUCGAGGAUGCGUACGCCGCCGACCCUCGUGCCUCGCAUUCUCUGAUCUCCAUCAUGGAAGCAGAAGAAAGGGAGCCCGACGGGCAUGACCAAGAACAGGAGUAUGAGCAGGAAGAGGAGCACGAGCAAGACGAGUUCGAGGAGGCAUACGACCAUUUCUCCCCUCCCCGCGGCCUCCCCGCCGACUUGCCACGCACGCUGGACGAUCGCCAGAACUUCUCCAGCUACAACCAGGAGACUGAGUACUACGAUGCCUGGCAAGGCCAAUCACAGUUCUUGUCCCCACCUCCCAUCUCCAAGCCCUUGAACUUCAACCUCUCCCUCCAUGAACCCGACGAUGGCGACGCCUUUGCUCGUGAUUUCGGCAACGACGAUGCGCGCGUGGCCCAAAUGCUUGCCGCCCAGGCCCGCAAGAGCGAAAUCGAUUCGGGCGAGGCGGAAGAAGAUGACAUUGUGCAGGAUGAGAAGCUGUCGCGCGACCAAAAGUCCAAGCUGCUACAGGACUUCCUGUUCAUCGCCGCCAGUAAUGGCGACUCGAAGAGGGUACAACGUUUAGUAAGAGGCUCGGCGUCAGACUUGGUAGACCUCGACGCCGUGGAUGGCGAGGGCACGCCGCCGCUCGUCUACGCGAGCUGCUUUGGCCACAAAGACGUGGUGCUCUCGCUGAUCAAUGCGGGCGCCACCGUCGACAACCAAGACCGCAAUCAAUGGACGGCUCUGAUGUGGGCCAUGACGAACAAACACAAAGACAUUGCCAAGAUCCUCCUCGACCACGGCGCAUCCACCGACGUAAAGUCUUCCAGCGGCCGGACUGCCCUGGACUUUGUUCCCCCCAAUAGCGAAAUGUCGGACUUUCUCCAACACAGUGGAUACAGCAUCGGUAAUGCGGGGGUCACUGACGACUUCUACAACGCUGGCUUCUCUCAAGACAAGUUUGAAGAGGAACUGGCCGAGAAUGAAAUGCGGAGGAGGAUGAUGAUGGAGAGCGCGAUCAACCUGGAAGUCGAUCUGGGAAAUCUGGGGCUGGACGAGCAACCCGAGCCUCUCGAGGAAUUCGAAGACAGCCAAGAAUUUGUCUGGGACCGAUGCUUGAAUGACCAGAUGUUCGUGUUUAUGGAGAACGACAUUGCGAGGAUCCUAGACAUUGUUGUCACCAACAUGACUCCUCAGCGCUCGCCCUCGCAGAAGCCGGUGCCUGCGAACAUUGUCUUUCUCGGUGCGAGGUAUGCACAUUACCACGCCAGCAAAGAGCUGCUUGCCGAAUGGCUAGUGUCUGCACAGGAGAAGAUUUACGCCGUAGUCGACAAGCAUCAAGGAGAUAUGACCAUUCUGGCCUUCUGGAUCUCCAACGCGACGCUGCUGUUGUAUUAUCUGAAAAAGGACGCCGGCCUGGUUCAGGAAACCGCGCAUUUCCAAGCGCAGAUGGCCGAGCUGAUUCACGAAAUUUACGUCUAUGUGAUUCGCGAUGCGGAGAGGAGGAUGAACAAAUGUCUGGACGCGGCCAUGCUCGACCACGAGACCAUCCCGGGGUUCGAGGACAUCACCUUCCAAAACGAGUGGAAGUUUCUCAAAUCGAAGUCCAAAGUCAAGCCGGAGCCGGCAGACAAACGCUUUCGCCCGCCAUCGCCGAAAAGAAAGGCACAAGUGUCGCCACGCAAUGUGACAUCUCUGCUUUCCUCGACGUUGUUUGUGCUGGAUCUCUACGACGUGCACACCGUCAUCACCGCGCAAAUCUUGUCACAGCUAUACUAUUGGCUGGGUGCAGAGCUGUUCAACAAGAUCAUGUCGAACAAGAGGUAUCUGGCGCGCACCAAGGCUAUGCAGAUCCGCAUGAAUAUAUCAACGCUGGAGGAUUGGGCAAGGACGAACAAUCGACAGCCGGAAAACGUGGAGAACGGGAGCAAGACAGCGACGGGCGAGUCGACUGCGGAUGCAGCGCGGCGACAUCUUGCGCCGCUCGUGCAGUUGAUGCAGUGGCUGCAAUGCUUCUCCUCGCUUGGAGAAGAUAAAGAGGCCAUGGAAACGACGCUCCAACAGCUCCCGAGUCUGACGACGAAGCAACUACUACAUGCCGUGAAGCAUUAUCGAGCUGAAGUCGGGGAGAAGACAUUGAACAAAGCUUCCUUGAAGUACAUUCAGGAAGUGAGAAGCCGGCCGAAAUGGCCGACGUCUGAAGCGGCCGCGAAUGCCAGUGCCGCAUCAACCCAACAGGCAAAGGAUGCAUCGGACGCGAAUGGCAGAGGCACGCCUCAGCUUCCGUCUACUCCUCAACCGGACGACUACGACGAUGUACCAGAGGGCAAUUUGCUCAAUCCCGCGUUGCUCUUGCCCUUCCAUCUCCCGACCUCGACGGACAUGCUGGUCACGUUCGGCGCGGGAUUCGGCGGAAUGAACAAGGAACGCGAGCGUCGAUAUACCCCAUCCGUUCCGCCGGAAUUCCUGGCCAAGCUCGAUCCGUCGGGGACGCAGAGUCGGAGUACGACAGCUCGUGAAGCGGACGCCUCUCAUCGGCCAGCUCCGACAACGCAACAGCCCUUAUCGAUAAGGGACCUGCCCGAUAUUUCUGGCCCUCCUCUUCCACUUCAUGCUCGCGAGCAACACGCAUUGGAGUUGACAAUGGAGACCCCUGUUGUUUCUUCCAAGCAAGUCGAAGCUGUGAACAGCCAGCCUGUCACCGCUAUCGCUGCCAAGGAUAUCGAUGCCACAUUCAAGUCGGACAGUAUAGACCUCAUCUCAAAGCCUCUGGGCUCACGCAUCCUCUCCUUCUCCGACGAGUGGUUCGCCGAAGCUACGAACCUCACCACCCCGACCCCACCCGUCCACAAACCCGGCGUGUUCACCUAUGCAGGAGCGUGGUUCGACGGCUGGGAAACGCGGCGGCAUAACCCGCAGCCUUUCGAUUGGGUGGUGAUCAGGCUGGGCGUGGCAUCCGGCCGAGUGAAGGGAGUGGAGGUCGACACGGCCUUCUUCAACGGCAAUCAAGCUCCCGAGGUUGCGGUGCAAGCAUGCUUUGCCGAGGACGCGAGGGAGGAUGAGGUGAAAAGCGAGGCAUUCUCGGGCUGGGAGACCAUCUUGUCGAGGCAGGAGUGUGGUCCGAGCCAGCGGCAUGCCUGGUUGUUUGCCAAAGAGACGGAGAAGGCAUACACACACGUCCGGCUGCAGAUGUUCCCUGACGGUGGCAUUGCGCGCUUCCGCUUGUACGGCACGGUUAUUCCGGUGCUGCCAAAGGACUCGGCCGCCGUGUUCGAUCUCGCUGCCACGGUCAAUGGCGGCGUGGCUGUUGCCUGUUCGGAUCAACAUUUCGGCACCAAAGCCAAUUUGUUGCUACCCGGCCGAGGGCACGAUAUGGGCGAUGGGUGGGAGACGAAGCGUUCGAGGGGCGACCACAUCGACUGGGUGAUUGUCAAGCUUGGCACACCUGGCAUCAUUGGCCAUGUGGUCGUCGACACUGCUCACUUCCGCGGCAACUUUCCUCAGAAAGUUCAGGUCUUCGCAGCCCCCGAUGCGCCAAAUGUACCAAAGCAUGACGAUCAGACGGCUUGGACGGAGAUCUUGCCAGCGCAAAAGACGGGGCCGGAUAAAGAGCAUGAGUACGGGAGUGAUGUGCUCAAAGCGACCGACAAGCCGUACAGCUACGUGAAGAUGGUCAUCAUCCCCGACGGCGGAGUAAAGCGACUCCGCGUCUUUGGCAGAAGAAGUGCUCCAUAGAAUCCAUUCCAUCCAAAGCAAUCCAGCUACAACUUCGCCUU
This is a messenger RNA of Neohortaea acidophila, 3955 nucleotides long. RefSeq lists its product as uncharacterized. Lineage: Eukaryota; Fungi; Ascomycota; Dothideomycetes; Mycosphaerellales; Teratosphaeriaceae. The coding region runs from base 261 to 3914 and encodes 1217 amino acids. The transcript has 4 exons. The record is from RefSeq and is a predicted model, not a curated record. Gene Ontology annotation, biological process: allantoin catabolic process. Gene Ontology annotation, molecular function: allantoicase activity; GTPase binding.